Molecule: messenger RNA, 1471 nt
Organism: Labeo rohita (rohu)
Lineage: Eukaryota; Metazoa; Chordata; Actinopteri; Cypriniformes; Cyprinidae
Gene: dnajc17
Product: DnaJ (Hsp40) homolog, subfamily C, member 17
Exons: 11
Coding region: 127-1059 (310 amino acids)
Biological process (GO): spliceosomal complex disassembly
Cellular component (GO): spliceosomal complex
Molecular function (GO): RNA binding
Source: RefSeq, a predicted model, not a curated record
CUUGCGUUCACACGGCAACAGACUUCAAGCCGCACAGAAGAAGUCUUUGAACCAAGUGCUGCUGCUGAGGAACUCAACAAUAUUAUUUUUUUACGCAUUUAUUUGUUUAUUUACUGAAAUUAAAUCAUGGCGUCAACGAAGGAGAUUUUAGAAAUGGAUCUUUACGCUUUAUUGGGAGUUGAAUCGAGCGCAACAGAGAAACAGAUCAAGAAAGCGUACCGUCAGAAAGCGCUGUCCUGCCAUCCGGAUAAAAACCCUGACAAUCCCAAAGCUGCGGAGCUCUUCCACCAGCUGUCUCAGGCUCUGGAGGUUUUGACAGACGCUGCUGCCAAGGCUGCUUACGACAAGGUCCGUGCUGCUAAAAAACAAGCCGAGGAGAGAAACAGAAAGCUAGACGACAAGAGGAAGAAAAUUAAACUCGAUUUGGAGGCGCGUGAGCGACGAGCGGAGAAUGUGAAAGCAGAAGAGGUUAAAAUCACCCGAACGUUAGAAGAGGAGAUCGCCCGUCUGAGGGAGGAGGGAUCACGAGAACUACAGGAACAACAGAGACUCAUACGAGAGCAGAUCCAGAGAGAGACAGACAUAAACACAGGCAACACACACACAGACUCUUCAACAGUACAUCAGGGUAACAGCAACGUGACGCCUAAAUUAAAGCUGAAGUGGAAGUGCAAAAAAGACGACGCCAGCAACGCCGGCUAUUCUCACGAAUGCCUUCAAAACCUCUUCCAAAAGUAUGGAGACGUCUUGAACGUUCUGAUAUCCAGUAAGAAGAAAGGCAGCGCCGUGGUUGAGUUUGCAUCUGCAAAAGCGGCUGACCUGGCGUUUAAAAACGAGAGCGGUCUGACCGGAAACCCUCUGAAAAUCACAUGGCUGGAAGGACAACCGGUCCCGACGUCACACGUCGACCCCGCGGCGAACGUCUUCACCGCACAACAGAGUUGUCUGCGCAAUGAGCGUGAUUACGAGAGCGUGGUGUUGAUGAGACUCAGACAGGCUGAAGAGAGGAAGAGGCUGAUCGAGGAGAUGAAAAAGGAGGAAGAGGACGAGAUGGCGUGACUCACGCAAACUCACUGCACUUCCAGCAUUUUACUUUGGAUUUUACAGGAAUUAAACUCCCACUCAUCAAUAAAGCCUUUUUGAUUAACAUUUUUAUUAAUUGUGUUGAAUAUUUUUAUAGUGCUUUUCUGGCAAGUCCAGUUGUAUUUAUUUAUGUGGGUAAAAUUCGUCAAUUAGCAAAUGACUUCAACUUUAAAGCAGCUUAAUAGAAGACAACAGUGUCAUUAUUCUAUUAAAAUAAAGAAACAGGGAAAUGAAAACUCCUUUUUUGGUGUUUAAGCCUCAAAUAAAGACUCUGGAUUGAAUCAGUGUGGAAUGACUCAACAGAUGAUGAUUAUUAUUAUGAUUUGCGAAAUAUUUUGCAUCUAAAGUGUGAUUGUGCUGUGUUUCUUUAAAAUAAAUAUUUUUUUUU